CUGGACAGUUCUUAUCAUAACCCCAUUUCACAGACAAAGGCUUAGGAGGGAAAAAGAACCAAACUGUUUCCUGUGUUAGCCAUUUUCAUGCUGUCCAGCCCCAAACGCCCAGUUCCCAUCCCUGAUGCUUCUUGUGCCUGUGUCUUGAACCUUCACAGUGGGGUGUGGAGUGGGGGGUGUCUGUUGGAUAGCUUUCUGCAGUUUCUUUAUAAAUCUGCAUUGUUGCUUCUGGUUUAUGGCCAUGAAGAAAAUACCAGCCCCCACCCAAAAUGCACCGCAGCCAAGUCGGUUAAAGGCAAUGAGUGUUGGAGUCAGUAGGGGGCGCAUUCUCUGCACUGGGUAAGGCUGCAGAGGGGGGAAGGGCCCCAGAACUAGAACAGGAUGUGCUUAACAGCGCCUUCUACAGACCAUGUGAAAAUGGGCCCAGCAAGACUUGCACUUGGUGAGCUGACAGCAACAUGGCGAAGGAUUAAGUGAGUCUGGAGAGAGAUUUUAUUUAAGAACACCACCUUUCCGUUUGGAAAGUUGUCUUUUUUACUUUUCAAAAGUAGUCACCCUCAGACUCUAGAUUGCUGAUCAGUCACCUCGGUGCACAUCUUUGGGCCAUGAGUUCCUUUUCUCAAGAAUCCUUCCACCUUAAGGUUUGAGUGUAUCAGUAUCUCUUUCCUAGGCCAGGUGGGGGGGGUGCUGUUUAAACAUGAAAAGAAUGGGCUUGGGGUAUCACUGGUCAGUCCAAAUCUCUCCAACUCUUUUGAGAGUGAAGUGUCAUUCUUGAGAAGUUUUUUGGGGUGGUGAUUUUGAGAGCCAUGAGAGAUGGUUGUCAUGAUUUGCAAGGCUUUGUUGGUAAACACCAGGUCCCCAUUGACUUCUUUGUCAAACUUAAUAGAGUUGGUUGCAAAAUUGUGUUGCCUUCCAACUUCAGCCUUCCAGAAAUACAAUGUUAGUAGCCAACUGCCUUUGCAAGUGUUGACACCAGUCUUGUGUGCGCACCCACUUUCUUAGGGUCUGUUGAUUUCUGUAGAUUUUACUCCUGUUGUUAUUUCCAUAGGUGUGAGAUGCACAGUACGAAACCUAGGCCCCAACUUUUACACCGUGAUGCACAGGGUUGCACUUUUUGUACUGAACUGAUAGGUGGCCUAGUGGUUAUUCCCUGUACUGCCAUUUUGAGGAUCUGGACUCCGUUCCCUGCCUUGCUCUUUGGACUACAUUGUCAAUUCACACCGGUGGGUAUAUCUUUUUGGAGGAUGGGGACUGCAGCAUCAGGGAAGCCAGAGACUUCGUCUUCUUGGUCACCAGCAAAACUUAUAUUUCAAAGAUUUCAGCCUAGCCACAUCCCUCAAGGAACUGGUUAGAGCUGGUUGCACUAGAAACUAUGUUCCAACUUCCUGUCAACAAUCUUGGCAGUUUAAGAAAAGCCCGGAAAACUGUGAAAAAAAUACUUAGUGACAUUGGGUUGGAAUACUGUAAAGAACAUAUAGAAGAUUUUAAACAGUUUGAACCUAAUGACUUUUAUUUGAAAAACACUACAUGGGAGGAUGUAGGACUGUGGGACCCUUCACUUACAAAAAAUCAGGACUAUCGGACAAAACCUUUUUGCUGCAGUGCUUGUCCAUUUUCCUCAAAGUUCUUCUCUGCCUACAAAAGUCAUUUCCGGAAUGUCCAUAGUGAAGACUUUGAAAAUAGGAUUCUCCUUAAUUGCCCUUAUUGUACCUUCAAUGCAGAUAAAAAGACUUUGGAAACACACAUUAAAAUAUUUCAUGCUCCAAACUCCAGCGCCCCAAGUAGCAGCCUCAGCACUUUCAAAGAUAAAAACAAAAACGAUGGCCUUAAACCUAAGCAGGCUGACAAUGUAGAGCAAGCCGUGUAUUACUGCAAGAAGUGCACUUACCGAGACCCUCUUUAUGAGAUCGUCAGGAAGCACAUCUACAGGGAACAUUUUCAGCACGUGGCAGCGCCCUACAUAGCAAAGGCAGGAGAAAAGUCACUCAACGGUGCAGUGCCACUAGGUGCAAAUGCCCGGGAAGAGUGUAACAUCCACUGCAAGCGAUGCCUUUUCAUGCCCAAGUCCUACGAAGCUUUGGUGCAGCAUGUCAUUGAGGACCAUGAAAGAAUAGGCUAUCAGGUCACUGCCAUGAUCGGGCACACAAAUGUUGUAGUUCCCCGAGCCAAACCCUUGAUGCUGAUUGCUCCCAAGCCUCAAGAGAAAAAGGGCAUGGGACUCCCACCAAGAAUCGGUGGUUCUCUUGCUUCUGGAAAUGUCCGGUCUUUGCCAUCACAGCAGAUGGUGAAUCGAUUGUCAAUACCAAAGCCCAACUUAAAUUCGACAGGAGUCAACAUGAUGUCCAAUGUUCACCUACAGCAAAACAACUAUGGAGUCAAGCCUGUGGGCCAGAGCUAUGGUGUUGGCCAAUCGGUGCGGCUGGGUCUCGGUGGCAAUGCUCCAAUUUCCAUCCCUCAGCAGUCUCAGUCUGUGAAACAGUUACUUCCGAGUGGAAAUGGGAGGUCCUACGGGCUAGGUGCUGAGCAGAGGCCCCCGGCAGCAGCCAGGUACUCCCUGCAGACUGCCAACACCUCCUCUCUACCCUCAGGCCAGGUGAAGUCUCCCUCUGCGUCUCAGUCACAGGCGUCUAGAGUAUUGGGUCAGUCCAGUUCUAAACCUCCACCAGCAGCCACGGGCCCUCCUCCAAGCAACCAUUGUGCCACUCAGAAGUGGAAAAUAUGUACAAUCUGUAAUGAGCUUUUUCCUGAGAACGUCUACAGUGUUCACUUCGAAAAGGAACAUAAAGCUGAGAAAGUCCCAGCAGUAGCUAACUACAUUAUGAAAAUACACAAUUUUACUAGCAAAUGCCUCUACUGUAAUCGCUAUUUGCCCACAGAUACCCUACUCAACCAUAUGUUAAUUCACGGUCUGUCUUGUCCAUAUUGCCGUUCAACCUUCAAUGAUGUGGAAAAGAUGGCAGCACACAUGCGAAUGGUUCACAUUGAUGAAGAGAUGGGGCCUAAGACGGAUUCGACUUUGAGUUUUGAUUUGACAUUGCAACAGGGCAGUCACACCAAUAUUCAUCUCCUGGUAACCACAUACAACCUGAGGGAUGCCCCAGCUGAAUCAGUGGCUUACCAUGCCCAAAAUAAUGCCCCGGUUCCUCCAAAGCCACAACCAAAAGUUCAGGAAAAGGCAGAUGUCCCUGUUAAAAGUUCACCUCAAGCUGCAGUGCCCUAUAAAAAAGAUGUUGGGAAAACCCUUUGCCCUCUUUGCUUUUCAAUCCUAAAAGGACCCAUAUCUGAUGCACUUGCACAUCAUUUACGAGAAAGACACCAGGUUAUUCAGACAGUUCAUCCAGUUGAGAAAAAGCUAACUUACAAAUGUAUCCAUUGCCUUGGUGUGUACACUAGCAACAUGACAGCCUCAACAAUCACCCUGCAUCUAGUCCACUGCAGGGGCGUUGGAAAGACACAGAAUGGCCAGGACAAGACAAACGCACCUUCUCGGCUCAAUCAGUCUCCAGGCCUGGCCCCUGUGAAGCGCACCUACGAGCAAGUGGAGUUUCCAUUGCUAAAAAAGCGAAAGAUGGAAGACGAUAGUGAUUCCCCCAGCUGCUUUGAAGAGAAGCCUGAAGAGCCUGUUGUUUUAGCUUUAGACCCCAAGGGACAUGAAGAUGAUUCUUACGAAGCUAGGAAAAGCUUUCUCACAAAAUACUUCAACAAACAGCCCUAUCCCACCAGGAGAGAAAUUGAGAAGUUGGCCGCCAGCCUAUGGCUGUGGAAGAGCGACAUUGCUUCCCAUUUCAGUAACAAAAGGAAGAAGUGUGUCCGUGACUGUGAGAAGUACAAGCCUGGGGUGUUGCUAGGUUUUAACAUGAAAGAGUUAAAUAAAGUCAAACACGAGAUGGAUUUUGAUGCUGAGUGGCUAUUUGAAAAUCAUGAUGAGAAGGACUCAAGAGUCAAUGCUAGCAAGACUGUUGACAAAAAGCUUAGCCUUGGGAAAGAAGAUGACAGCUUCUCAGAUAGUUUUGAACACUUAGAAGAAGAAUCCAAUGGAAGUGGCAGCCCUUUUGACCCUGUCUUUGAAGUUGAGCCUAAAAUUCCUAGUAGUAAUCCGGAGGAGCAUGUACCGAAGGUAAUUCCUGAGGAUGCUUUGGAAUCGGAGAAGCCAGACCAAAAAGAGGAGGAGGAUGGUUCGAAAUACGAAACCAUCCAUUUGACUGAGGAACCAACCAAACUAAUGCAUGACGCCUCUGAUAGUGAGGUUGACCAAGAUGAUGUAGUUGAGUGGAAAGAUGGAGCUUCGCCAUCUGAGAGUGGACCUGGCUCCCAGCAGAUCUCAGACUUCGAGGAUAAUGCAUGUGAAAUCAAACCAGGAACCUGGUCUGAUGAGUCUUCCCAGAGUGAAGAUGCAAGGAGCAGUAAGCCAGCUGCCCAAAAAAAGGCUACGGUGCAAGAUGACACAGAGCAGUUGAAAUGGAAGAAUAGUUCCUAUGGAAAAGUUGAAGGGUUUUGGUCCAAGGACCAGUCACAGUGGGAAAAUGCAUCGGAGAAUGCAGAGCGCUUACCAAACCCACAGAUUGAGUGGCAGAAUAGCACAAUUGACAGUGAGGAUGGGGAGCAGUUUGAUAGCAUGACUGAUGGAGUUGCUGAUCCUAUGCAUGGCAGCUUGACUGGAGUGAAACUGAGCAGCCAGCAAGCCUGAGAGCCUGGCAAGCCACGGCACAUGGGCCAUGUUGCAUCCUGGACUUCUGCUCUCCUUCCAGUCUGACUGCAAAGCUGUCUUCUAACUGGCACUACCUUGCAAGGACUGAUCAGUCAGCAGGCUUGUGGGGACAUGUGACCACUACAGUCCCAGUGGUUAUUUCUAAGUCUAUGACAUGUGAUUGGUUGACCUUGUUUCAAACCCUUCUCUGGUAGACUCAGUAAUGAGGU
Molecule: messenger RNA, 4917 nt
Organism: Acomys russatus (golden spiny mouse)
Lineage: Eukaryota; Metazoa; Chordata; Mammalia; Rodentia; Muridae
Gene: Adnp
Product: activity dependent neuroprotector homeobox
Exons: 4
Coding region: 1373-4687 (1104 amino acids)
Biological process (GO): regulation of gene expression
Cellular component (GO): nucleus
Molecular function (GO): DNA binding
Source: RefSeq, a predicted model, not a curated record